UUAUGAAGUUUUUACUUUGACAAAACGUCAAAACCGUCAUUUAUCAUAAAAUUUUGGUGAAGUUUCGUCUUCUUUAUAAUUUAUCCCCUAUAUCCGCACUGUAAAGAGUGGCAUCAAAUAUAUUCCAGCAAAGUUUGAUCAAUAAUCAAACAAUUCCAGUUGUAUUCUCAUCAUUUUCCUAAUUUUAUUGUUUUUCAUCAUAAAACCCACAAAACAAAAUGUCUGACGGUAAAGGUGAACCCACAACGAGCCCAUUACACCUCCUAACCACCAAAGAAGACAAAAAGAAGAUAGCACCCGCAUUAAGGACCAAUCAACCAAAUCCAUACUAAUCUCAUGGGCGAAAACACAAAAAAUGAACAGCAUAACAAAACCCACACGAAUUGCUCUCCCAAGCCCCAAACCAAUCCCAACCCAGUCCGAAAUCACCGUCAAACAAUUCCUGGAUGUGCUAAAAACAGCUUAUCAGAUGCAUGAUAACCUAGACACGUUUCUACUUAAAAAAGAUUGGAUCAGUUUAAAAGGUCUAGGAAGUAAGAUAAGUACCAUACCUAAAGGUAUACCAUCACCUGCAUUGAAACCCAUCGAAGAACCACCUCAAAACCCAUCCGAAGAUCAAAACAUCGACGAAAUGGAAAUCCAGCUACAAUCACGCCUUGCCCACGUCCUGAACGAAGGCAUCAUUGAUUCUGUCCUGCCAUUAAUGGUACCAGUACAAGGAGGUACCACCAAAGUGUCAAAACCCACCAGGAGACCAUCUGUUAUACCAAAAAGUGCUUCAUUAGAUAAACUCAGCUGUACCAACCUCAAAAAAUCCACAAGCACACAAGACAUCAAAACAGAAUCCAAAGUAGCUAUACAUGUCUUCGAUGAAAUCAAAGGCCUCAAGAAGGAUUUCCUAUGCAAUCAGGUGUUACUCGUUGAACACAUGGGUUACUUCGCUGAUGUAACUAAAGAUCAGCGAUUGGAAGAUAUGGAAAUCACUGUACACUGCGACAUAACAAUCUUUGAGUGGUUAAUGAAGUAUAUCAAGAGAGAUGUUGUCCUACCAGGUGAUGAACCUGUCUUGGAUGUGUCGAACACAGUGUCUAUCUUGGUCAGUGCUUCAUUUCUUCAAAUGGAACCACUGGUUAACGAAUGUCUGCACUUUUGUCACAAGCAUAUGAAUGAUAUCAUCAAGACAGCGAGUAGUUUGUCCAGUUUGAAUGAUACUAUCUUGUCUAGACUGGCUGCGAUGUACACCAACACAGAGGUUGAGACAAUCAAAGACAGAAAGGACAAGAUUCAGUCGAAGUUAUACUGUAAACUCAUUCAGAGUCUGUGUGAGAUUGAUGGUGAGGCACUCAGAGGUCACUACUGUACAAUGGCAAGGGUCUACAGGUGUAACUGUCAGCAGUUGAUUAAUCCAAAGUAUGGAAGUCAAAUUCCAUGUGUACCUGCUUGUAUGCAGCUGCAAUUUGAUGGUACCAUCGUGAAUCACCAUCAGAUUGAUACCAGCUGGGAUAUUAAUGAGUAUAUUAGUCAUUUGUAUAAAGUUUUGAAGAGUUGGAGGAAGGUUUACUGGCGGGUAUGGGGUGCAUGUCAUUUUUUGUAUUGUACAGCUUGUAAAAGGUACUUCCCUGCUUGGCAAGAGGGAUGGUGCAGGUACCAUCCGGAUCAGCCACAGUUUUUCACUCUGGAUCCACAGAAACCUGCGUUGCCUGUUGGGAGGUACCCUUGUUGUGGGGAACGCGCUUACCGAUUCGAGAUUUUAGAUGAUCGCACUGGUUGUCAGUUCAGGGAUCACACCAUCUCGACUACGGAGAUAAAAGACGCCGCCAUUGUUGCGUUUCUAGAUAAUAUGCGACAUUUGAUUGUGGAGGUACCUCCAAAGUUGGUAUUCCCUGAUCGGUUGACCAGGUUAAUAGCAAGGGAACCCACCGAUGCAGAUGAUAGUAAAUUAGAGAGUAAAGAGUCUUUCUGGUGGGAUGGGUUACAAAUAGUCCCACCAAGACCUAAAUUAGGGUUGUUAAGUGAAUUGGUACCCUGUGAUACUAAUGAAGAUCAAGGUGACCUUGAGGAGGAAAGUGAGGAGGAAACAAGGAGUGAUACCAGUACUUCUGGUACCACUACAUCGGAAAGUGAAGAGUCUGGACCUACAAAACACAAGAUUCGUGGUAAACCAAAGAAAAAAUUAUACGCCCUUCAAUGGCAGGUGAAUUUAUCAUGCAGGAGUAACCAGGACCUGCAAAGGUUACACGAGGAGAUUACCUUCAAGAAAAUGGCGGCCAUUAUAAAUUCCAGAACAAAACUAACCUCUGAGAUAGAAAGCAGUAAAAAUUCAAAGUCUAAUAAACCUGGUGGGAUCUGGGUAAGGUUAGAAGCAGAUUGGCGUGAGAAAAACCUACCAGCUGUAAGUAAAGCAAAAAAUACCUACAAUGGUAAGGUUAGGAUGAAGUCCAAUCGACUUACAUGAAACAUCAUCAUGCCUGGUACCACAUCAAGGGUACCAGCUGAUUAGUAAUGUAUAAAAAUAUAUUGUGUAUAAUAAAUAUUGCUUAAUAUUAA
Dalotia coriaria is the source of this 2547-nucleotide messenger RNA. Its product is annotated as SANT and BTB domain regulator of class switch recombination. The record is from RefSeq and is a predicted model, not a curated record. Lineage: Eukaryota; Metazoa; Arthropoda; Insecta; Coleoptera; Staphylinidae.